Molecule: messenger RNA, 2265 nt
Organism: Chara braunii
Lineage: Eukaryota; Viridiplantae; Streptophyta; Charophyceae; Charales; Characeae
Source: the annotation of a GenBank genome assembly
AUAUGAGGAGACAGAUCGAAGUACUGCGCUCAGGCUAGGUAUGACGCAUCAUGACUCUACGCUACACAAAGAUAGAGACAUGACACCAUAUUUCAUGCGAUGGGACCAUAGAGGUUCUACGUCGUGGUGGGAUGUAGAUGAUAAAAAUCCUCAGGUGGUCUCGCGAGCUCUAGGUCGAGAAGGACAAGAAGUGGUUCCAAGACGCCGACUUCCUCCAGCUGAACGUCACUUGCCUUUCUCGCACCAUUUGCCAUACACGCGUACACGCUCGAAACGGCUGGUGCGGGAUGAGGCAAUGCUACAAGUCUUCAUGAGAGUGAGUGUGGGUGAAGACUCAGCGGAUAGCGAAUGUGAAGGUCUCGCAAGAGACGUAAUACGGGAACAAAGGCUAGGUGCAUUAAGAGAGAUCACGACACAAAGAUGGGUGUUUCAUGAGGUGAUCGUUUGUGUGAAAGGUACUAUACGAGCAGAUAUCAUUCAAUAUGAAACACCAACAGAGGCGAGAGUUAGGAUUGAGGACGAGGACGAGGACGACGAGGACGAGGACGAGGAGGACGAGGACGAGGACGAGGACGAGGACGAGGACGAGGACGAGGACGAGGACGAGGACGAGAGGACGAGAGGACGAGAGGACGAGAGGACGAGGACGAGAGGACGAGAGGACGAGAGGACGAGGACGAGGACAGAGGAGGAGGAGGAGGAGGAGGAGUGCUGUCUCUUAUACACAUCUAGAUGUAGUUGGCCAAGUCUAGUUGACGGUCAGGGUGAGGGUGGGAGUCAUCAUAACAUAACAGAGCGGUUGGCGAUCGCGGACGUGCAGAGGCUUUGCAUAUCGUGCAGUCGCGGCACAGGUAGCAUGGAAUGUGUGGUUGAUCUGCAAGGCAGUGACAGCGAUAAUGAAAGCAAGCCCAUUCGUGGUAGAGGUCGGCAUCAUAGAAAACCUCCUGCCCCCCGGAUGACAAUGGAUAUGAUGAUGCAGCGAGGAGCGGACAUCCGUCUGACGGCCAGGCAUCCUGAUGUUUAUGAGCCAUGUGAUGAUUCGUUUGCUCUCGUAGAUGCACUGCUAGCAGAUCAAGUUCACCUGCAGGAUCACCUGCCCAGUCUCUGUGUGGAGGUGGGAAGCGGCAGCGGUUAUGUAAUUACCUCCCUUGCACUAAUAACUGGGCUAUCAGGUGCGGCGAAGUUCAUUGCGACAGAUCUGAACCCCCAGGCUGCUGACGUGACACGUCAAACCCUUGCUGCGCACAAUGUAGAAGCAGAUGUCAUUGUUACAGAUUUGUUGAAAGGGUUGGAUAAGAGGCUCGCUGGUGCUGUGGACUUGCUGCUUUUCAACCCACCUUAUGUUCCCACCCCUGACGAGGAGGUUGGGGGUCCUGGCGUCACUGCCGCCUGGGCUGGGGGCGAGAGAGGAAGAGUUGUCAUUGACCGAAUGUUGGCACAGGUCGACUCCUUGCUGUCGAGUAAGGGCUGGUUUUACAUGGUGACGCUUACAGCAAACAAUCCGGGGGAAAUUUGCCGGAAGAUGAACAAGAUGGGCUUCGCAUCGAAAAUCAUGAUCCAGCGGAGGACGGAGGAAGAGAGCUUGCAUGUGCUCAAAUUCUGGCGGCAACCGGAAUCAGAUUCAGGAGAGGGUGGUGGGGUAGUGCCAACGUUCACUCGCGCUCUAAGUGCACGGUUAGCCUUCUGGAGGCACUCAACAUAGCUGCAAACUAUUUUUUGGUUCAAGGUUAGAGAAGGAAGGAUCCCGUGCAUGGUAGCAUAAUGAGCAGACGCAGUUGAGGGGAUGGAGGGGUGGUGAGGGGAUUUUGAAUUCCUGAUUGAAAUGUCUUUAUCUUGCAUACCGUUACUGGAAUCCGCAAAUGGUGCGGGUUUUGUGUGUGUUAGAGAGAGAGAGAGAGAGAGAGAGAGAGAGAGAGAGAGAGUUGGAAGUGGUGGUGAGGGAAAGUGUGCAGGGCAUCUUUGACCUUCAGCUGUGAUGACAGAAUUGGGCCGAAUGUUAAUGAGAAUAUAGACAAUAAAGUGUUCAUGCAUGGAUGGUUUUAGUGGAUGAUAAAACCUUCACGCAUGGAAGAAGAUUAAGAGAGAGUAACAUGUAAUAGGUGAACUGGACAGGCCCUUCGAUUCGGACUACGAUUGGGCAAUUCAAUUGGCAACUGUGAUGGAGGUUUGACCAUAUGCGGAUAGGGUUUUCUUUUUGCAGAUUCUGCAAACAGCUCAUCUCUGCAAACAGCUCAGAAUGAGCUGUGGCUAGAACCAUUUUAACGC